Molecule: messenger RNA, 354 nt
Organism: Camelina sativa (false flax)
Lineage: Eukaryota; Viridiplantae; Streptophyta; Magnoliopsida; Brassicales; Brassicaceae
Source: RefSeq, a predicted model, not a curated record
AUGGCUUUGAUCCAAAGUAACGUCUUCUUUACUUAUUUGCUGAUUCUUGCCGCACUUUGUGGAGUUUCCAUUGGAGCAAUGGUUCACAAAGUCGGUGACUCCACGGGAUGGACGAUUAUGAGCGUCAAUUACGAUGCAUGGGCAUCUUCAAGAACUUUCCAAGUUGGAGACUCUUUGGUGUUCAACUACAACAAAGAGUUCCACGAUGUCACUGAAGUCACUCACAAUGAUUUCAAGCUGUGCGAAUCUACUAAACCGAUAACGAGAUACCAGACCGGCUCUGAUACCAUCAUUCUAACCAAACCGGAACUCCAACACUUCAUAUGCGGAUCUCCUAGUCACUGCAACUUGUGA